Ruditapes philippinarum (Manila clam) is the source of this 2738-nucleotide messenger RNA. RefSeq names its product alpha-2C adrenergic receptor-like. The transcript has a single exon. Gene Ontology annotation, cellular component: membrane. Lineage: Eukaryota; Metazoa; Mollusca; Bivalvia; Venerida; Veneridae. Bases 95 to 1045 code for a protein of 316 amino acids. Gene Ontology annotation, biological process: G protein-coupled receptor signaling pathway. Gene Ontology annotation, molecular function: G protein-coupled receptor activity. The record is from RefSeq and is a predicted model, not a curated record.
GCCUACUCACUCAUUCUGUUUUGCCGAUUGGGUGAAUUACCAAUCUUACGCUACUUUAUGAUUGGGUGUUGCUUUGGAAAUACCCUUUGCUGUCAUGACAUUUUGCAACAUAUGUAUUAUACGAUCAGUAAGAGAGAGCAGAAGGAAAGUCAAGACCACAUACAGAGCUACGAUCUCUUCGACUGUGAACAGUACGUAUGACUGUGAACCCCCAAAGGACAACGAUGGACAAAAUGUGCAUAAUUCAAAGCAAAACACACCCUCUGUUACCGCUCAAACGGAAGUAGUAUAUAAUAACAAUAACACGACAAUCAGUGACACAAUUAAAGCAGAUGAUGAACAUGUUGAUAUUCAUUUAGAAAUACCUAAAUACGAUGCUCAAAAUACAGAUCAAAAACAAAGUGAUAAACGUCCAUUACAUGAUGCUCUAUCAGACGAUUCGUCGAGCGAAUCUAAUUCCGCAUUAAUUAAACAACAAGGAAGGAAUAGUCAACGACGAAAUAAACUUUUUGAAGACGGAACUCAAAGUAAGGAAAAGGUGAAAUCAUUUCACCGACAAACAAAUUCUGAAUCAAACAGGAAUCAAAAUAAUGUUGAUAACAAUUUAUUACACCCCAGCUGGAAAAGAAAAAGUGUGUCUGAACUAUCAAAAGAAUCCGCAUCAGCGAUAGAUUCAGGGACUGAAACGGACACUGAGAAAAAGUUUGCUGCAAACAAAUCCAAGAAUGAUACUUCAGUUCAAUUACGAUCUCCAAAAAAGAUCAGAAGACGAGAGGAGAUACGGCUAGCGUUUUCGUUGAUAAUAGUUGUUGUCUUGUUUGUUAUAUGUUGGUUACCGUACUGCAUAAGCAUGCUGUUGUCCAUAUACAUUCCUGAUUUAGUCCCGAGAGAGUUUCAUAUGUUUACAUUACUUAUUGGGUACGCAAACAGUGGUUGUAACCCGGUAGUGUACGGACUUAUGAAUCAAAGAUUUAAGGUUGGAUUUAAACGAUUGUUCUGCUUUUGGAAAUCACAUGUGUUCACAUUGAGCAGUAGUAACUCAUAAUUGCUCUUCAACUUUGUAAGUUAGAAUCCCGGUAUGGACGUUGGAUUCAUUCAUUUGAGAAAGCUAUAGACCAAGUUGUUGGUUCUACUCGAAUGCCCUUCCGUGCAUUUAUUAAUACAUGGGAAGGCUCAUGUGGUCUACAAGUAGACCGGGAAAGUCGCCAUAUGACAUAUGAUGUUUUGGUGCGAAAAGCCGAACAAAAGUGGUAACUCGUCAAACCAUCCGAAAUCACGUAUGGUGUUUUGUAUGUAGAUAACAAACACUUUCUGCUGUUGGUUAUCAGAAAGAGACAAAUUGAUGCCAUGUGGAUACGUUGAGCAGAGGACAUUAAACAAUAUUUAUUGUAAAGAUGUGUUGCUCACUAAAUUAAGGAUUAAAUUAACUGUUGUGAUUGCUAAAUAGUUCAGUGCAUGUAUUUUAUUGUUAAUAAGAAAUGAAAUGCUUUUAUUACGCCACAUGACCCCUAAAUUAUAUUAAUAUUUUAGGGUAAAAUGCACUUUACCGGGACGAGCAAUUUUUGCGAGUGCGAAAAAAAUGUUGAGGUCGUUCUAGGAAAAGCGGGGGUUCUGUCGGUCUAUUGUUACUUAAAGGUAAAAUGCAUUUAUUCCGAUUUUAUCAUUCUUAAUCAAAAGAUUCCGAGAAUAACAAGCAUUUAAUUUGUUUUCUUUUUGGAUAAAAAUUAGUAUUUUGCUCAAAAUAAGUAUUGCAGCAUCAACAAAACAUAUCGUCAAAAAUAUGGUAUUACCGGAACGCAUGACUUUCACAGUUUAGAGGAAAACAGAAAACAGUUUAGCCAAUAAAUAAUCUAUUAGCGAAAGUGGUAUCUUUGCGAAAUCUCCCCAAACGUUAUCUUCUCUAUAUUUUCCGAAUGAUGACGUCCCUUGUGCAUUAAUAUCAUCAGAAAUAGCUAAUUAUAUCCCGUUAAUUCUAAUGACUUCAUAUAUUUUCAUUAAAAAUUCCUGAAUUAGUAAUUUAUAAAGCAUUUUACUAAGAUAUAUGGCACGGAUAAGUUGCUUGACCUAGAACCGAUUUAAUUAUUUAAUUAUCUGGUUGAAUUCACCUGUUAGUGCCAUUUAUAUGCGUCUUGGUCCUUUGAUUUUUUUGUGUAGCUCGUUUGGCCGGAGCUGCAUUGCUGCGCCAUGUUUUUUGUUGAUUUUUAUAAAAAGUAUAAGUAAGAUUGUAUAUGCCGUAACAAAAUCAAAUUGCAUACAUGCACACUAUAUUUUAAUAUUUAUAUUUUGAUAAUCAAUGAUUUUACAUUUCUAUUCAAAUUAUUUUCGUACUUUUAUAAAUUGUUAUUUAUAUUAAAAAAUAAAUUAAAUACUGACGGAUUGUUAACCAUAGCCAUAUCGCAUUUAAAACAGCUUGUCCUUAAAUCACUAUUUGAAAAUAUGAAUUUAUUUGCACAUCUUAUUUUAGCAUGUCAGAAUAGUAGUUCUAUCCAAUUAAGAUUGAACGUCAGUUAUCGAAGAUGUCUAGGUUUUCUUGGAAUCGAUUUAAAUUGCAUAAUAAACAAUUUUGAUGCCCAAUUAUAAUAUGUAAAAAAACAACGAUUGUUUAAUCAUUGAAGCUACAUUGAAGCACCUCUGAUGACAUUAUUAUAGGUAUUUGAUUCAAUCCUGAAAGUUAAUAAAAUGUAAUGGUUAAAUGCUCAAAUUAAUGACCAUGUAUAAAUGAAAUAAGAAGUACUGAA